CCAAUUUUUUUUAUUUAAUUAAUGGAAAGUAGAGCCCUAAAAUAGUGGCAAUUUCCAGGAAUAUAUCCAUUUUGUAUUGAUUUUCGUAUUUUUUCUGAGGCUUCAAACUGCAAAAUAGUGCAUAUUUUCGCACAAUUAGCUUUUGGCCGAGCGAAAUGAUUUCUCAGGAGAUUGGGCCGAGUGACGUAGCAGGAGUGACUCGUGUUUGCAAUAAUUUGCAAUUUGUAUUUACAUGUACACCGCAAUACUCCGCUAUUGAAAUUGUCUGGCUUUUUGCACGAGAAAAUGCCCAAUAGAUGUGUAGCUGGUGGUUGUUCGAACGUUCCUGACCUUUCCAGGAAUAUUGGUCUUCAUAAAUUUCCCGGCGAAAACGAUCUGGAGAAGAAUAGACGGAGACUUUGGGUAGCUUUUGUGCGGACAAAACGUGCAAAGUGGUCGCCAACAGCUACCUCCCGGCUUUGUUCGCAGCACUUUAACGCUGAUGAUUUUGAAAGCCCGUUUAUAACGAUACCAGGAACGGAUUUUGUAAGUCGUGCAGUGUUGAAAAAGGAUGCUGUUCCUUCCAUACACCACCAGAAGGAUCCUGAACCUGAGAUGGCUGAUUCGCAAUCAACUAGAAAGCAUCGCAGUGUAAGUGCAAAUAUCAAAUAUGUACUGUAUAUACUGUUCAUUGCUAAUAUUGUCACGUUUUUAAAUGGACUCACUUUCUCACAGAUAUACGUCAUUUUCGUUUGAAUAGGUUAUAAGGGGAUUGCUAAAAGAAAACGAGGCCAAAACCAGCGAGGCAACCAGCGAGGACACCGAGGAAGAAAUAUCAACAAGUACAAAUGUUGCAUUUCCGUCAGAGCCUGAUUUAGCAGUUGACUGCAUUCAUCAUGUGGAACAAUCUUCCACUGUAAGUCAAAAUACUUAUGUAUUUAUUCCAAUCAAAAUAUUACUGAUCUCACAAAUACAUAAAUUAUUUCGUAGACGCAAGAUGCUUCCAGUCAAACACCCGAGUGUCUAGGUUGCAAAAAGUUAUCAAGCCAGCAUCGCCAGCUCCGGAACAAGAUCAUUGAUCUCCAAGGGAAGAUACAGGACCAGGAAACUGAAAUUCAGCAACAAAAAGGUAAAAUUAAUUUUGUUUUCACUAGCUACUAAGUUCUCAGAAAUAUUCACAUUGUUAUUGAUACUCCAUAAGAUAAGAUGUUGUUAGCUAUGGGUUGAUAACUCAUUCUUAGACUAACAGCUUGCUUCCUCACUCUCAAGGGUGCCUCCUUAUAUGUACAGUAUGUGGUAUCCCUCCCCAGAUGAAAUCAACUGAUCAUUACCUGGUCUAUUUCUAUCUUUAUUCUUUUACAGUUUUUUAUUUUAAAUAAUAUGUACAUUUAAUGUCAAUGCUCUAAAUGUGACAUAUUUCAUUACAGAGAGUCUAGAUACAAGUAUGGACAGGAUAACCUCUAUGGAAAAGAUCAUUGUUGACAAUGAGAGCAUCCCAAGCAGUGAUGAAGAAAUGGAAAUUGAAGAGGAGCCUCAGUUUUCUGAAGCUUCUUCGCCCGAGUACAACCUAUUUCCAGAUACGGAAUCUAAUAAAGAUUUGUCUGAAUCAGAGUUGUCUUCAGAUGAUGAUGAAGUUGAAGAACCACGACCUACAAAGUAAGUGGUCCAUAUGGAUGAACUGAGUUAGGGAUUCAUGUGCACAAUUUAAUGCCGACCCUUUUAUGUAUGUUUAAUGACUCAAACAAUCAUUUUACAAGCCCAAAAUACUGUAUUACCUUAUUGCAAGUACUGCCAAAAUGGGUACUGCAGUUAGAAAUUUUGAAGGUACUGUCCAGUAUACAGAACGUGUCUUGAAUUUUUUAGCUUACCAUACCUGUAAAAAAUUUUAAACAAACAAAUAUUUUUUUGUUUCUAUUGUUGCAGGGUAUCAACCAAUUCUGAAAAUGUACGAACCGAGCCAAAGUUCAUUGUUUUCCUCUCCCAACUACUGCUCCUGUUCAAUAUCUGCCCGACAUGUAAAUUUGAGAAGCCUUUUGUUGAGACAAGUGUGAUUGGUACCAUGGUUAAAGUUAAAACGCAGUGCUUUAAUCUUCACUGUCCAUCACCUGUCAAUUCCUGGAAAAGUCAACCAACCAUGAUAGGAACAAAAAUGUCAGCAAUGAACUUCUUGCUGUGUUUUUCAGUCUUGGUGUCUGGUGCUUCCCCAUCAAAAACAUUUUUAGUCUUCAGGAACAUGGGUCUAUCAUGUAUUUCUUUGAAGACUUACUUUAAACAUCAAGCUGUAAGUACAUUAUUUUGUAACAGUUCACUCACAAAUUGAGUACCGUACCUUAGCAUCAUUCUAAGGAAUUUCAAACUGUAUUAUUUAGAAAUACUGUAUGUAGGACUCAAUCCUCCUCACUCCAGAGAUAUAUGCUUAUAUGCCCAGACGAUUAUAGAACAGUUUGGAGAAAAAUGUUUAUUGCUGAGUGCAUGAGAUGCCACUCCAUAUCCUGGAUAGUUUGAUAAUUUAAUGUCAUACCAUUCAAUGUCUUUUUAGAAAAAACUUUUCCCAACAAUCCAUUUGUAUUGGAAGAAAUACAAGCAAGAUACUGUAAGCAAGCUGAAAGCAACUGGGCAAAAUUUGGCUAUUGCUGGUGAUGGUCGGCAUGACAGCAUGGGUCAUAGCGCAAAAUACUGUGCAUACACUUUAUUUUGUUGCACAGUUCCACUUAUCGUUGAUUUUUCUUUGAUUCAGGUAGGCUAAUUAACCCAUUGAGCGCCAGCGCACUCUGAUUAAUUAACAAGUAAAAUUGUCUUGCAUUCAACAUUGUAAAAUGCAAAAAUAGGGAACAGUAGGGUGCUUGCAGUGCAACUUGAUGGGAUGCACCCUACAUUAUUUUUAUUUUUUGAAUGCGAGAUGGUUUUCACAUCAAGUGUGCAGUCCUGUGUAUUAAUAGGUUAAUUACUAUCCUAAUUAUAUUUUUACAGAGAAAUGUUGCAGGAAGCAGCCAAGCGAUGGAGAUGUUGGGGUUUAAGUAGUGCAUGGACAGCACAGGGCGAAAAAACAGAUUUGCACUAGGCUUUGCAACCCGGUGCAAAGGUGCCAUUGCCGUAAUCGCAUCAAAUUUGCAAGGUUGCAAAUAUUUUGGCAAAUUUAGAAACCAAAUUAUGGACGAAAAUACCCACAAAUUCACUUGUGCAAAUAAAAGUUAAUUUGAGCAAAAUUUAUCCUAUACCCAUUCCCUCUCAAAAAAGAGAAUUGUAUUUACCAAUAUGAGGCUAAAAAUUUAUUUACCAAUUUGCUUUCCAAAUUUGAACAAAAUUUGCACAAUAGCAAAUUUGAUGCGAUUACGGCAAUGGCACCUUUGCAGGGGGUUGCAAAGUUGGAGCAAAUCUAUUUUUUCGUCCUGUGCAGCCUACUGGUGUGCGGGAUUGUCUUUGACACCUUCAUCACUGACCGCCACUCAUCCAUUGCCAAAUAUAUGCGGGAAAACCUUGCCCAAAUCAAACAUUACUUUGACCUGUGGCAUCUCAAAAAGAGUUGAGUAUUUUUAAUCUUUUAUUACAAAUAAGUGUUCAAAUUUCAGAAAUCCCCCCCUCUAAUGCAUGCUGUGUCACCCAACUGGUGUUCAAAAAUAGGAUUAAAUGUUUCUUUGGCUUCAAAUAAACUGUACAAAUGAUGCAAUAUAGUUUUUGUUAUAGUUAAAUAAGUCAAUUCACUGUAAAUGAAUACCCUUGCUCACCUUGCAAUGCUUGAUACAACCUGUGCCUCAGUCAUUUGAUGACAUGUUUUGUAUGUAAACAAGUAUGUUUUCUUUAGAGAUUCACAAAGUGCUAACCAAAAUUAGCAAAGAAAAGGAAUGUGAGCAUCUGGCUGAAUGGAUAAAGCCCUGUGGAAACCAUUUGAUGUGGAGUGCAACAUCAACCCCAUCUGGUGAUGGUAAAUUAAUAUGGGCCAAAUUUGAAUCUUUCUUGUCACACAUUGUCAAUAAACAUGCAGACCUUAAUUCCAAAUGGCAUCUUCAACAAGUGUGCUCACGGAGAGACUAUUUAUGAUAGGCGGUGGCUUGAAGAAGGUAUGCAUGUUCUUUAUAUUAUCAUUAUAAAAUGCAAACUUGUUCCCAGGGCCAUUAUGUUGCUGGAAGAUGAGGGAAGGUCCUGGGUAGGAGGUUGCAAAUGUUCAAUACCUGUUGUACUGUACUGUAAUAUGAAUAAUCAGUGAUCGAGAAAAUUAAAUUGUUUUCUAAAAGUAUUACAAACAGGAAAUGAUUGUAAGAAACAAUUGGUGGACAUAAACUAAGGUCUAUGUGGAAGGUAGAUUAAUUAGAAAUGUAGGGUACAUUGCAACAUAAUGCACCCCUGUUUAAGUCUAAUGUCAGGCAAUUUACUUGUCAAGGGGGGAGAGCGCUGGUGCUCAUUGGGUUAUUUUAUCAUUGGUCAUAUGUAUAUUGGUAAUUUUGCAGAUACAGCAGUUUAUGAAAAGGUGUGCAAAGUGCUAAAGAAAACCUCACUGGUUAAAGGCAUAAAGAAAGCAUCCCCUAUUGCCCAAACAAGCUGUCUGGAGGGCUUCCAUUCAGUGCUUAACCAAUUUGCUCCCAAAAUGAUAGCUUACUCAUACCAAGGAAUGUACUGCAGGUAAACGUUGCACUGCAUUGUAUGUGUAUAUACUGUAAACUUAUCUUUCAUUCUUAACCAUUUGCAGGGAAAAAUGUAUCCAUAGAUCCUUUGGCAGUAAUCAAGCCAGAGACCGGGCAUUCUGGUGCUUGUGACCACACUGACAGAGAGUCCAGUUGCUAAGAUCCAACUUUAAUUCAUAUUAGGAUGACUCCAUUGGUCAGAGCACUGCAUUAGAAAAUACUACUGUAUAUUGCAAGCCACCAUUUCAAGCUACGUGGUUAAUUUAAUACAAAUAUCUUGGUAUUUAGGCACAUAAUCGCAGCUGUUCAUUUUAACACCAAUCUUCACCGGGAUAAUCGAAAAAAUGAAGAUGGCAGUGAGCAAAUGAAAGUGGUUUAUCCAAAAUUUAAAAAUGGAGAAGCUACAGUGCGAAAUGUCAAAGUGAAACCAAAUUAUGGUAUGAACUAUUUAAUUUCGGAACUACUGUACCAAGUGACUGAAAAACGUAAAGAUGAUUUUAUUUUUAUUAGAUUAUGUUGAAGAAAUGUUCAACACUUUUGUUGAUGCAAAAUUAAAUAAAAAAUUAAAAGCAGCAAGAAAAGAGUUGGAGACAAUGGCACCUGCUCCCAUGAACACUAUGCUAGAAAAGCAGCCACGAAAGGAAGCAAUAGAAGCAUGGAGAAAGAGACAAUCAAUGGUUGUACAAGAGGUCCCAAGGACUUUGCAAGGUACUGUGCAGUUUGUGCUAAGAUAUUCCUAAAUGUGCCCUGCUGUAGUGUUUUUCUCUGCAUGGGCGGAUUUGCUGGGGGGGGGGGUUAAUCCCGUAGAAUCUCUCUAAUCCCUCUUAUAAAGUGUUCAACCCCACCAAAAUUUUGCUUCACCCCUCCUAUUUUGUGUGAACGCAUGUAACCCUAACCCCAGCCGAAGCUUGCUCAGUGGUGCCACUUGCACCCCACUACAAAUUUUUCCACCUGUCCUUUAAAAAAAUGAAAAUCCACCCUUGUUACUCUGUCUAAUGCCAUAUGAUUUUACUCGUCAAGGAGAGAGUCAUGUGUAUUUCUUGUCUUAUAAGUAUUGUAUAAUUUUCUUGUAUUUUAGUUACCGAGUCCCUUUCAACCGAUGUUGCACCUAAAAGGGCAAGAUAUUGUCGUACUUGCAAAAAUCCAAUGAAAGGACACAAGAAUGUAACAGAUUGUCCGAGAAACAUGCAGACAUAA
Messenger RNA from Paramuricea clavata, 5795 nucleotides. The record is from the annotation of a GenBank genome assembly. Lineage: Eukaryota; Metazoa; Cnidaria; Anthozoa; Malacalcyonacea; Plexauridae.